AUGGCGGUCCGAUCUCUUUUCCAGGCCUGCUUACUGAGCCCUUUAGUAUCUGUCGUCUCUGCAGGACCCGUCCUCGGCAAGAUCGGCUCGUUCGUGCAGACGCAGAAGCUCUCGGACCCCAACUACGGCCCUAAGCCGGGCCAGGACCCGAUAUUCAGCUCGUACUACGGCGUCGAAGCACCCUUCCCCGGAAACCUAAGAGAUGCCGUCUUGCCCACCAAGACCGGGCCGCCAGGCGAGGACGACGAGGUCUGGCAGAACCUGCUCGCGGCCGAGUGGAUAAUCUUCGACUUCUACCAGCAGGCCGUCGAGGCCUUCAACACGUCGGCCUUCGUCGCCGCCGGCUACCCGAACACGACGUACCAGCGCAUCCAAGAGAUCCGCAACAACGAGGCGGGCCACCUGCGCAUCUUCCAGAACCAGAUCUCGGCGACGUCGGUGAAGCCCGGCGCCUGCGAGCACCAGUACCCGUACUACGACCCGGUGUCCUUCCUCGCGCUGGCGACGGUGCUCGAGGUGUCCAGCAUGGCCUUCCUGACGGGCCUCGUGCAGUCGGCGAAGCUGCCGGCGUCGCAGGGCGCCAUGCUCGCGAUCGCCGAGACGGAGGCGCGGCACGAGGUCUGGAGCCUGCUCGAGAUCUGGGGCCAGAACCCGUUCGCCGGGCCCGCCGACACGACCUUCCCCUACGCGAACCAGAUCCUCGACUCCACCAACGGGUACAUCGUGCCCGGGUCCUGCCCGCCCGAGAACCCGGCCUACCCGAGCCCGCGCCAGAACCUGCCCGGUCUCAGCGCCGCCAAGGGCACGGCUUCGCUGACGCCCGGCUCGACUAUCGCGCUCAACUUCACGACCCCGGACAACCAGCCGAGCUUCGCGAAGGGCAAGGAUUACUAUGCUGUCUUCUUCCACGGCGUGUAUAAUGUGAGCGUGCCGAUUGAUACGAAGGAUUGGCCUGAGAAGGAGAUCUAUGUUACGAUCCCGGACCAGUUCGAGACGAAGGGCGUUAUUGUGGCCGUGGUGGCGGAUACCCCCGGCGCCCCGACGAAGGAGACUGUUGUUGCUGGGCCCGGUGUUAUUCUUGAGCAGCCUGCUGCGCUUGCUACGAAGUUGUUGUAA
Messenger RNA from Annulohypoxylon truncatum, 1116 nucleotides. RefSeq names its product ferritin-like domain-containing protein. NCBI's taxonomy places the organism in Eukaryota, Fungi, Ascomycota, Sordariomycetes, Xylariales, Hypoxylaceae. The coding region runs from base 1 to 1116 and encodes 371 amino acids. The transcript has a single exon. The record is from RefSeq and is a predicted model, not a curated record.